UAAAGGCGCUGGUAGCAUUAGCUUAAAUGGACGUUUUGAAUUAGCUUGAGAGAAUGUUGUCCUAAAUAGAAGAACAGGUAAGAUAAAAUUAAAUUAGAUAUACUCUAUUUUAUAACCGAGCAACAAUGUCUUCAGUUGAGUAUUUGAGAGAGUUUAUAAACGAGAGACUGACGACUGCUGCUCAAGAAAUAUUUGGAGCUUUUCAAAAAACCAUCGUCGAGUACGAAGAAGAGAUCGACCGUCAGCGCAGACUGUUGGAUGUCCUUUGGAAACCUGAUAUAAAGCUAAACAGCACAGAGCUCCCACAGCAACAUGUCUGUAAGGAGGAGGAGGUUCUCGCUGACCAGCAGCUCUGUAUUCAGGAGUGGAAUUCCAGUGUUGACCAAGAGGACCCAGAGCCUCCACAGAUUAAAGAGGAAGAGGAGGAACUCUGCCCCAGUCAGGAGGGAGAGCUGCUUGUACUGAAGCAGGAGACUGACGCCUUUAUGUUGACUCCUACUUAUGAUGAAAGUGACCACGGUGACGGUCACGAAAGCAUCAGCCACACUAACAAUGUGUCUAACCCUGCUACGACAACGAUUUACUGUGACGCUCACACAGAGAAAGAGUCUGUCAAAUGUGACAUGUGUGAGAAGGCUUUUAAGUACAAGUCAGAUCUGAAGAGACACCUGAAAAUUCACACAGGUGAGAAGCCGUAUUCUUGCAACACCUGUGGGAAAACAUUCAGUCAGAUGUCAGUACUGAAGGCUCAUAUAAUAAUCCACACAGGGGAGAAACCGUAUUCAUGCAACACCUGUGGGAAAAGAUUCUGUCGGGCAUCAGAUUUGAAAGCUCAUAUACGAAUCCAUUCGGGUGAGAAGCCGUACUCUUGCAACACCUGUGGGAAGCAUUUCAGAUCAAGCAGUCAAUUGACAGGCCACAUGAAAACCCACACGGGUGAGAAGCCGUAUUCUUGCAGCACCUGUGAGAAGAGAUUCCCUCAACCAUCAUUACUGAAGGCUCAUAUAAGAAUCCACACAGGUGAGCGGCCGUAUUUGUGCAAAACAUGUGGGAAAGAUUUCAGAGUCAGCAGUGCCUUAAAAUUCCACAUGAGAACUCACACAGGAGAGAAGCCGUAUACAUGCAAAAUAUGUGGGAGAGCCUUCAGAGUCAGCGCUCACCUGAUAGGCCACAUGAAAAUCCACACAGGUGAGAAGCCAUAUUCUUGCAACACCUGUGGGAAAGACUUCAGGCGUAGCAAUGAAUUGACACUUCACAUAAAAAGAAACCAUUAACCUCAUUUUUUUCUUAUUAUUACUGCAGUGCUCAUAUUCCUACGAUCAGUAUUUCUUUGAAACAAUAUUAAUCUCCCAAAUCUUUGAAAAGACUUUGUAUAUAAUACUGAAUUCAACCUGAAGUCUGAAGCUGUGAGCAAAUUCUGUUUAUCAAGCUGCAGAUGGGUGUGACUGUCUGACAUCGGUUGCCACGUUGGAUAUUCAGUACACAUUCACUUAGGAUCCAGCGAUGUCAGUUACACGCCAUGUUGGCAGCAGGAGGACGGUUAGCACAUCUCCAAGUGCUAAACAGGUGGGGUGUGACUGAGGGACCAUAAAUAUGUUACUGUUGAAAACUGUUUUUGUCAAUCCCUUCAUGCUGACUUCCCCAUAUUAGUGAACACUGAUUAAAAACAUUUGCACACUUGUUUGGGUUUUAAAUGUGUAAUUCAUUUAUUUGACAUAAAUGUUUAUAUAGAAAAUAAUGGCAGCAUACAUGUCAUGUAUCAGUACACUGGACAAACAAGACACACCUCCUCAUAUUGGAUUUCGGUGCUUCUUCAACUGGUAAUAACUAAUGAAAGCUGACGCAGAGGCCAAGCAUUAUAUAUUUUCCAGGAAGCGGUACAGUUGAUUUUAUGAUACAAAGACUGUUCUGUUCAGUUUUUUGGAAGGAAAUACAUUUUAAUCAAAUUGUUUCUUUCAUCAAUAUGUGUGUUACUUUUAAAAUGAAAUGGUGUCUUUAAGCCCAAGUAAAUUGAGAUCUGGUUUUGAGGGAUAAUAUAAACUAUUUUUUACUUUUUGGUGUAUUCUCGAAAUUGCUAUUGAAGUUACCAUUUACAGUGUAGCUUGUAAAACCACUGAAUAACAAUUACUUUAUUGGAUAUGAUUAAGUUAUUUUUUGUUGUUUGAAUGCCACACCAUUAUUUCAAUAAAUUUAA
Messenger RNA from Epinephelus fuscoguttatus (brown-marbled grouper), 2194 nucleotides. RefSeq names its product gastrula zinc finger protein XlCGF8.2DB-like. Gene Ontology annotation, biological process: regulation of transcription by RNA polymerase II. Gene Ontology annotation, molecular function: DNA-binding transcription factor activity, RNA polymerase II-specific; RNA polymerase II cis-regulatory region sequence-specific DNA binding. Gene Ontology annotation, cellular component: nucleus. Bases 126 to 1274 code for a protein of 382 amino acids. The record is from RefSeq and is a predicted model, not a curated record. The transcript is spliced from 2 exons. Lineage: Eukaryota; Metazoa; Chordata; Actinopteri; Perciformes; Serranidae.